Neodiprion virginianus is the source of this 2137-nucleotide messenger RNA. RefSeq names its product dynein regulatory complex protein 11-like. Lineage: Eukaryota; Metazoa; Arthropoda; Insecta; Hymenoptera; Diprionidae. Gene Ontology annotation, molecular function: ATP binding; ATP hydrolysis activity. The record is from RefSeq and is a predicted model, not a curated record. The transcript has 3 exons. The coding region runs from base 50 to 1651 and encodes 533 amino acids.
CAAUUUUGUUUCCCACUUAUAGUUGCACCAAAUUCGGGGACCAGGACUGAUGGAGGACAUAACCGACGAAGUCAAGGAAUGGUUUCUGCUCUGGUACAACGAGCUAGGAUUUUUCGACGCUUAUCCUUCGGCCCUAGCAGGAGGCAGUAUCCUAAUAGCAACAGGGCAGACCCGCACCCCGGAGGAAUAUCACAUGGAACAGAUGAGAAAGGCGGAAGAAGCAAAGAAGGGAAAGGGAAAAGCUGCGGCUGCAGCCAAGGCGACGCCGAAAGUCAAGCAACGCGGCGAUAAAGUGGAGGAGCCGAAUACCCUCAAAGGCCUGAGGGAGGCGAACGACAACUUCCUCGCAAAUUGGAGCCUCCGGGAUGAAACCGGGAACCCCCAUCAGCGUGAAUACCUUGACCUCAUUACCGACAAACUGUCCUACGAACUCCAGCUCGAGAUAAGGGAAGUCGUCGACGAACUCAUGCGCCUCGAACUCGCCACCCUUGAAGCCGCCCGCGCGAAGGACGAGGCCGAAAGCGACGGGGGCGCGAAGGGACAAAAAGAUCAGAAACAUAACAAAGGGACGAACAAUAAAAAGAAAACCAAAGACAAGGCGAAGGGCACGGGUAAAGCGGGCAAGAAAAAGGAACAGGGACCGGCUCCAACGAUUGAGGAACUCUUCACCGAGCUGGUGAACACCGGGAUAAUCCGCGAAUAUCCGGAUGUUAAGAUGAGCGAUUGGAAGGGCGACGUGUCCUACCAGAACACGGAGGCUCGUAGGGAAUUCAGAGAGCCCAGAAACUGUCUGGGCGACGUGGUCCAGCCGAUAAUGGAGUACUGCGUGCUCCCGGUUGGCUCGAAGGAGAUACACCAGGUCGCUCCUUUAGUCCGCUCCGUUUCUAUAGUCGGACUUCCCCGCUCGGGCAAGUCUUUUCUGGUAAACGCGAUUUGCAAUGAAAUCGGCGCCCUGCUUUUCGACCUUUCCCCGAAAACGGUCGCGCAGAGCUACCGGACGAAAAAGGACCUGGAGAGGCUCGUCGGUUCCAUCAACAAGGUUGCUCGCGCCUAUGCGCCCUCUCUCCUCUUCGUCGACGCCGGACACCAGCCGUGGUGGAAGAAAGUACCCCCCGAGGAAAAGCAAAAUAAUCCGAAACUUCUCGCUGGCCCGUUGACCAAACUCGUCAAGGGAAUCCGCCCCGGGGAUCAAAUCCUAUUUCUCACGACAACGGACCAACCGCAAAAAGCCGGAAAAGGGUUCAUGAAGCUCCACGACAAGUUCAUCCUCAUACCGCUCCCCGAUUACAACACGUUGUACCUCAUCUACAAAGAGUUGCUGAUGCGGUAUCACGGGGUGGACAGAAACUUUGACUGCUCGAGUCUAGCCAGCUUCUCGGUCGGACUUCCGCUGGAGGAAAUUCGCAAUGCGGUAGAGAACGUCCUGACCGUCGAGCGCCGAAUUAGCCUGAAGAAGCGAACCCUUCAGCCCCAGGAGAUCAUACAGUAUCUGAUCUCCAACCGGGUUCAGACUGGGACGAAGGAGUACGAGCAGUUGCUUAAAUGGGAGAAGAAAACUCCCCUCGGUAAGCGACAUUCGAAAGUUGAAGCCGAGGAGAGGGUAGCUCUUGGCGGCAAGAAGAUGCAGAAGGUGCAGGAGAGGCAAAAGUAGACAUUCGCAUUAUUCAAUCGGUGUAAGAACUUGACGGCCGGGUUCGUGAAGAAAUGGAAGCCGCGACACCGCGGGGGAAAAAGCGGAAUUCUUUUCGUCCCGAAGAUGCUCUCGGCGACUUUUUUCAUUAUACCCAUACAGCGGAAGGAACUGUCGCGGUUUCGUCGGUCCGACUGAACGGCAUAUGCACGCAACACGUAAAAGUAUGUGUGUAUGUGCGUACAUCCGUACCGUCAUACGCUACUGCGGUCGCUACACCUACGCACGUUGCACCUACGCGCGUUGCUUCACCUACGCAUUACACCGAGGGAGAGCGGUGGAUGGGGGAAAAUUUUCAACAGGAAACGAAAAUGGAACACGGAUUAUCGCUAGGAGCGAAAUGAUAAUCACACGCAAUUAGUCGUUUACCCGGAUUUUAAAAAUCCACCCGGUUCCUGCAGAGCAAUGCGCAGGACCGAGUGACGACUCGCUGCAGCGCUUACCUAA